This is a messenger RNA of Penicillium riverlandense, 564 nucleotides long. RefSeq lists its product as uncharacterized. NCBI's taxonomy places the organism in Eukaryota, Fungi, Ascomycota, Eurotiomycetes, Eurotiales, Aspergillaceae. The record is from RefSeq and is a predicted model, not a curated record. The transcript is spliced from 3 exons. Bases 1 to 564 code for a protein of 187 amino acids.
AUGGAGAAUUCUAUUGAGAGUUCCAACGGAGAGUGUGAAUAUCCCUCGAGCGAAGAUGAGCAAGAAUUGAGAGAACAACUACAAAGUGAGCUUUGCGGAAACAAAUCUUACGAGGAUAGUCCGAUUUUCCAACAUCAACGAACGUUUUCACUCAGCAUCUCUUCGGAAUAUGUCAAAGAUUGGGAUUCAACAUGUGCAUUUCGAGAACUCUAUCAGAAUUGGAAAGACGCGAUUAUGGAAACAUUCGACCUGCAACGUCUACAGUUUCGACCAUGCUUGGAAGAUGAUGAUGACUUUCUUUCUGUCAAAGUGCCAACCUCAAGCCUCGUCGACGAUGACGUUCCCGCUCUGGGGUUCAUUCGAUAUGAGAAGAAAACAGGGCGAGUUAUCAUGGUCAAUGCGUGCGCACAACUUCAGCCUGAAGCUCUUGAGUUGGGACACACAUCAAAGUUAGGAAAUCCUAAGCUAGCAGGUUGUCAUGGAGAAGGACUCAAACUUGCUGCCCUAGUGAUGACUCGCAAUGACUACAAAAAGGCAGAGUCAAUCGUGACCGACAAAGAUUAG